This is a messenger RNA of Owenia fusiformis, 2186 nucleotides long. The record is from the annotation of a GenBank genome assembly. Lineage: Eukaryota; Metazoa; Annelida; Polychaeta; Sabellida; Oweniidae.
CGCGAGACUUGAACGAGAUUUGAAAAAUAUUUUCAAAAAAUGUUUAGCGACAGUUUAACCUUUAUUAUGUACAUUUGUGGGUGAACAGAAUCUAAUUGAAGAUAGUCAUGGUGUAUUUAAACAUCCAUUUUCCUAAAAGAACCAAUAUACAACUCUUACGCCAACUGACGAAGCUCCAGUUGAUAUCAACCAAUGUGCAAGCAGCUCCCAUGUUCGAUUAACCCCCAAAGGCCCAACAGUAGACAAAAUUAGCUGAAAUGUCUGGGAAGAAAGUAUUAAAGUAUGCCUGUGAUUUGGACAAAUCUGUUACUGUGACCAACUUUGAGAGACGAGGCUGGACCUGUGUAGGAAAUGAUGAAGAUUGGAAUUUUUAUUGGGCCACAGUGCAGAGUGUGAGGAAUCUAUUCAGUGUAGACAACAGUUAUCGUAUGACAGAUGACCAAGUUGUGAACCAUUUUCCAAAUCACUAUGAGUUAACCAGAAAGGAUCUUAUGGUGAAGAAUAUCAAACGUUUCAGACGAGACCUAGAAAAAGAGGGCAACCCAUUGGCAGAAAAAGAUGAAACUGGUCGCUAUAUUCAUUUAGAUUUUAUCCCAGUGACCUUCAUGUUACCAGCAGAUUACAAUCUUUUUGUCGAAGAGUUCCGUAAGAAUCCUUCAAGCACUUGGAUCAUGAAACCAUGUGGCAAAGCUAGAGGUAUUGGGAUUUUUCUUAUCAACAAGUUGUCCCAGUUGAAAAAGUGGUCUAGAGACAGCAAAACUAACACGUUUACUGCACCUUCUGCUAAGGACACCUAUGUCAUCUCUCGCUACAUUGACAACCCAUUGCUGAUUGGUGGAAAGAAAUUUGAUCUCAGACUAUAUGUUUUAGUGACGUCAUAUCGUCCAUUGAAAUGUUACAUGUUUAGGCUUGGAUUCUGCAGGUUCUGCACAGUGAAGUACAAUGCCAGUACCACAGAACUUGACAAUAUGUUUGUCCACCUGACUAAUGUCUCCAUACAGAAACAUGGGGAUGACUAUAACCAAGUUCACGGUGGAAAAUGGACAGUCCACAAUUUGAAAGUUUUCCUUGAGGGCACACGUGGUAAAGAAGUGACUGAUAAAUUGUUCGAUGAUAUGCAUUGGUGCAUCGUCAAUUCAUUGAAAGCUGUGUCAGGAGUGAUCGCUAACGACCGACACUGUUUUGAGGUUUAUGGUUAUGACAUUAUCAUAGAUGAUAAUCUAAAGCCGUGGUUAAUAGAGGUAAAUGCUUCGCCAUCGUUGACAUCUACAACAUCUAGUGACAGAAUCAUGAAGUAUAAAAUGAUUAACGACACGAUUAAUGUAGUGAUACCUCCUGGAGAACUACCUGAUGUUAGGUGGAACAAGGUACCAGCCAAAGAAUCCCUGGGAAACUAUGACCUUCUGUAUGAUGAGGAUCUAGCUCAGACUGAUAUACUAGCACAGGAUGUGAAAGGACGUUUAACAACUACUAUACCAGGCUCUAGGGCAGGGAAAGAUAGACAACGACUGGCCCAAGCCACAUGGAAAUAGCCUAUCAAAAGGAGGAUGAGACUAGAUUAUUGCUGUGCAAUAUAUACCAGUAUACAUCCAACUAAUUCUGAAGAGUCAUGUAUAUUACAAAACAUGCAUCCGUUGAACUCGAGACUUUAUUCGAAAGAUUGAUAGAACUAUUGAUAGUCUAUGUUAAAUAUUGUGAUAUUUGGAACUGAAUUUUGUUGGCCUUUCUUGACAGGCAAGGGUCCUGCUUCAAAUGACUCAAUGCCUCAUUAAAGGUGAAGACAUGAGAAACUUUGAUCAGUUGAUCAAUUGUCUAAUUAUUCUUAAUAUGGUUCAAGUUUAUAGCUAUAUGAACUGAAGAGCAAGUACUGAACAUUCCAAACGGUACCCCUCAUAAUUGUCUAAUUCCUGAUUUGUAAUUUUCUACAUCGGUAUUAGGGGGUAUAUAGGGUGUUAGUGCUUGUUAUUGUGUACAAUUAAAACCAUUCAUAGACUUUCAUUAGUCCAAGGCACAGAGCCUUUUAACAUAAUAUAGAUGAAAAAAAAGUCACAUGUAGAUUAAUACACUUUUUUGUUGUAUUUGUUUACAUUGAAUAUACCCCUUCAGUAGACUAAAAUACUAUUGCAAUUGAUUUUUAAAAUGUCACUAAUAUACAAAGUAAAAUCCCAGAUGUUGUUCACUUAUCA